GGUAAUGGCAGCCCCCAUAGGAUGGAUGCCCCUGCAGCUGCAAUGCCGGCGGUUGCUCCUUUCCCGGCGGCUUAAGGCAAAGCUGCGAAUAACAGAGGCGCGCUUCAGCUCUACGGAAGCUGCUGCAGCUGUAUUAAAGGAGCAGCAAGUCCCGGCUAGCGAUGAGGCGUCGGCCACCGAGGUUAGUGCCCGAAAGAAGACAUUCCGGGAAAUGCUGUCAGAAAGACUAGAACAAGCUCAACGGACAGUGUUAAUAGACUGCAUAUCCAAAAUAAACGAGAAGAAAUUUCUUAAAUACUUGUCAUCUCAUGGAAACAUUAAGAAUCACUUCUUUUAUGAAAGCUAUGGCACAUAUGCCGUCGUAGAAUUUUCUGAAAAAGACAGCAUAGCAUCACUGCAGGAUGUCGCUGGUACCCCACAGUUUAAGGAUGAGUGUCCCGUUCCAUUUAAAUCUAGAAUUUUUACUUUAACAUUGAAAAGUCCACAAAGCCAAGCUUCUGAUCAGGUGCCAGUUCAUCGUCAUAAGCUGUCCACUGUUCCUUUGGAAGAACUGAUCAGGAAAUUAUGUAACGCUGAUAAUGUGAGUGAGCAGUUGCACAUGCUCACAGAGGAAUAUCAGCUGACCGAAGAAAACACUAAACUCCGGUUUCUGACUUGUUCUUUAAUUCAAGACAUUGCAGGUGCCUAUUUUCCAAACUGCAUCGUGAAACCAUUUGGCUCUUCUGUGAACAGUUUUGGUAAACUGGGAUGUGAUUUAGACAUGUUUUUGGACCUUAAUGAGAUUGGGAAAAGCACGACCAGAAGGAAAACAGGUGCCUUUAACCUGCAGUAUCAGAUGAAGAGAGCGCCUUCUGUACGGGUUGCAACACAGAGAAUCCUUUAUGUGAUCGGGGAGUUCAUUGAUAACUUUGGCCCUGGGUGUGUUGGUGUGCAAAAAAUACUUAAUGCUCGCUGUCCAUUGGUGAGAUUUUCCCAUCAGCCUUCAGGAUUUCAGUGUGACUUGACAUCUAACAACAGAAUUGCCAUGCAGAGUUCUGAACUUCUUUAUAUCUACGGCAGCCUUGAUCCACGUGUAAGAGCUCUUGUGUUCGGUGUACGGUGCUGGGCGCGGGCCCAUGGGAUCACAAGUAGCAUUCCUGGUGCAUGGAUUACAAAUUUCUCCUUAACAAUGAUGGUUCUGUUUUUUCUGCAAAGGAAAAAUCCCCCCAUCAUUCCAACCUUGGAUCACCUGAAGGAGCUGGCUGAUGUACAAGAUAAGCAGGUAAUUGAAGGUCAUGACUGCACGUUUGUUAGCAACUUGAACAAAAUUAAGCCCACAGGAAACACACAGAGUUUGGAUGUGCUGUUGGGUGACUUCUUUGAAUACUAUGGGAAUUUUGCUUUCAAUAAGUAUUCACUAAACAUUCGCAAGGGGAAAGAGCAAAACAAGCCUGACUCUUCUCCGCUCCACAUACAAAAUCCCUUUGAGCAGAGCCUCAACAUCAGCAGGACCGUCAACAUGACGCAGCUUGAACGGUUUAUCACGCUGGCCAGAGAGAGCGCUUGGCUUCUACAACAGGACAAGGGUCCUUCUUCCAGCAGCGACCAACCCUGGGGAAUGGUGGCCCUUCUUCCAGCGGUGACUGCAAAGAAUGCCGGCAAGGACGCAAGGAGGAAGAAGGGAACCACCAGUGAAAGAAUCAAAGGCCUACUGGAGUCCUUAAAGAUGAAUAACCCCAGCAAUGGGGAAAGGACCUUCAGUACAUGGGUGCGGUAGCUGCUGCAACAUCCUCAGAACUCACCCAAGUGUUUGGGGGCCUCAGCAUCACUUGAAGGUGACAUCUGUGGGGCCUGAAAUGGCAGAAAAAUACAGACUUCGGGAGUUCUGCAACUGGGCGGGCUAACGUGCUAAUCUCGUUUUGGCCUCCUUGACCGUUAUCCCUGGCCUUUUGGGUGGGAAGUAGCCAGUUUGUUUUCUGGAUACCCUUAUCUGAUACAGGUCACAGAGGAAAGAACAAUGGACCUGAGAAGGGGCCGUUGAGAAUACGAAAGGAGGGAGGAAGAAAAACAACCCUCUGGCGGUCUCUUUCCAGGGAAACCUUCACCCACCCCACCUGCCGACACAGUGCCCUGCAAGCUGGUUUUAAUCAAAGUGCUUGUAACCAUUUUUGUAACUGUUUUCCACGCCCGUCAAUGGUGGAAGACACAAUAAAAUUACACAGAG
Messenger RNA from Gekko japonicus, 2203 nucleotides. It is a transcript of the gene MTPAP, whose product is annotated as mitochondrial poly(A) polymerase. The record is from RefSeq and is a predicted model, not a curated record. Gene Ontology annotation, molecular function: poly(A) RNA polymerase activity. Gene Ontology annotation, cellular component: mitochondrion. Lineage: Eukaryota; Metazoa; Chordata; Lepidosauria; Squamata; Gekkonidae. The transcript is spliced from 9 exons. The coding region runs from base 5 to 1756 and encodes 583 amino acids.